GAUACAUGAAAGGAAAGUUUAUCCAGUGCUGGCCAUAUGACUUCCUGCACGUGUAUCACCACGCCUCCAUGUUCAACAUCUGGUGGAGUGUUCUCAACUGGAUCCCCUGUGGACAGAGUUUCUUUGGGCCAACUCUGAACAGUUUCAUCCAUGUGUGUAUGUACUCCUAUUACGGCCUGUCCACAACACCCUCCAUGCAGAAAUAGCUCUGGUAGAAGCACUACCUGACUCAGGCUCAGCUGGUCCAGCUUCUACUGUCCAUCAUACACACCCUGGGUGCAGUCAUCGUCCCCUGUGGUUUUCCCAUCAGACGCCUGCUCAUCCAGGUCUCCUACAUGGCCACCCUCGUCAUCCUCUUUGUCAACGUCUACAUUCAGACCUACAGAAAAAGACGUCCCAGCGAAGACGAUAAGCUUACUUUUGAGCAGAGCCACAUCAAGUCCAGUCAUCCAAAUGGCCACUCCGCCUCGACCAAUGGCACCAGCCUCAAGAAAAGGCAGUAG
Messenger RNA from Oncorhynchus mykiss (rainbow trout), 503 nucleotides. RefSeq names its product ELOVL fatty acid elongase 2 (gene elovl2). Gene Ontology annotation, molecular function: fatty acid elongase activity. Gene Ontology annotation, biological process: sphingolipid biosynthetic process; very long-chain fatty acid biosynthetic process; fatty acid elongation, polyunsaturated fatty acid. The record is from RefSeq and is a predicted model, not a curated record. Gene Ontology annotation, cellular component: endoplasmic reticulum membrane. NCBI's taxonomy places the organism in Eukaryota, Metazoa, Chordata, Actinopteri, Salmoniformes, Salmonidae.